Messenger RNA from Menidia menidia (Atlantic silverside), 765 nucleotides. The record is from the annotation of a GenBank genome assembly. Lineage: Eukaryota; Metazoa; Chordata; Actinopteri; Atheriniformes; Atherinopsidae.
AUGGCGGCUGCUGCCCCCCCUCCUCCGGCCUCCGGCUCCACGGCGGCCGCUGAGAACCCCGCUCCCGGGGCCAGCAGCUCGGCUGCGGCUGACGGUGGCACCCAGGACAGCACGUUCGAGUGCAACAUAUGCCUGGACACCGCUAAGGAUGCCGUGAUUAGCUUAUGUGGUCACCUCUUCUGUUGGCCUUGUUUGCAUCAGUGGUUGGAGACCCGACCCAACAGACAAGUGUGUCCAGUCUGCAAGGCUGGUAUCAGCCGAGACAAAGUAAUCCCCCUGUAUGGGAGGGGGAGCACCGGCCAGCAGGAUCCCAGAGAGAGAACACCCCCUCGACCUCAAGGACAAAGACCUGAACCAGAAAACCGUGGUAGGGAGCCAUUACACCGCAGCCACAUGGAGGCUUUUCCUCUCAGGGGGACGAGCAGCGCUGUGUCGUCAUGCCCAGUAAACACAGGCUGUCCUGUCUCGCAGGGUUUUCAGGGAUUCGGCUUUGGAGAUGGCGGUUUCCAGAUGUCGUUUGGGAUCGGCGCCUUUCCGUUCGGUAUUUUCGCCACGGCCUUCAACAUCAACGACGGGCGACCCCCUCCAGGUAGACGCGGCGCUCACUGUGAGUACUCGCCAUCUGUAAGCCACCAAAUGACCUCCGUUCAAUCUCUUGUCUUCGUAGCGGCCCCUGGAACCCCGCAGCACACGGACGAGCAGUUUUUGUCCCGGCUCUUCCUGUUUGUGGCUCUGGUGAUUAUGUUUUGGUUACUAAUUGCAUGA